CUCAGAGGCAGGAAAUGCUUCCAGGCAAUCUGGGCCUGGUUGUGGAGGCCCCUUUCGCAAAACAUCAGUCUGAAUUUAGUAGACAGAAGUCACUAGGAACGCCUUGACAGACUCCUGCGUUAGCGAAGGCUCCCUCCAGCUGCAGAGGGUGUUUUUGUUAGAAUCACACACUGCGUAAAACUGCUUAGAAUAGAGCCAUGAUCUCAGCCACGAAAUGUGAACUUAUAUUUUGGAGAAACUAACGGGAACGGACUUCUCUCCUAGACUGAGUGUUGAACACUGUCAUGCCUUGGAGUUUCAGCUCCUCGAUCUCUAGGUGGUGAAAUGACAAAACUCACUCUCCUCUUCAAUUAGUGAAUUUGAAGUAAUAUUUCAUCAAACUCCAUCUCCUGUAGUCUCAUAUGGAAUGUAUCUCUCUAUCUGUUGUUAAACUACGAUGACAUGUCUGUUGCUAUCAGAAAGAGAAGCUGGGAAGAACAUGUGACCCAAUGGAUGGGACAGCCUUUUAAUUCUGAUGAUUAUAACACAGCAUGUCAUCAUGGACUAGGAGCUGACAGCUUGCAGGCAAGUAUGGAAAAAGAUGCAACUCUAAAUGUGGACGGCAAAGAGAAGUGUGCUUCACUACCAGACUGCUGUCCUGGAUCAGAGCUGAGAGAUUUUCCUGGGAGGCCAAUGGGUCACAUUUCAAAAGAGGUGGAUGAAAAUGACAGCCAAGAAGGUGAAGAUCAGUUUCUUUCUCUGGAGGCCAGCACGGAAACACUAGUGCACGUUUCUGAUGAGGAUACCGAUUCCGAUCUGUAUCUUCCAGAUGAUAAACAGAUUUUAAUUACCCAAGAGCGUAAAACAUCAGACCAACAUAGUGUCACAGGAGCGGGCUCCUUGGUAAAGACACUGCCCAUUAUGGAAAGUAACCAAGAUUCUUAUAACUCCUGGGGAAUGGCUGCUGGAGCUGAUUUAGUGCUGGUAGAAGAAAGGGGGGAGAGAAAAGUUGUCGACAUUAUAAGUAAAAGCCUGGAGCUUUGUAAUGAUAUAAGCUUAAGUGAAAUAAAAGAGGCAUCCAAAAUCAGUGCAUGCGAUUCUUUGAAUGUGAAAGAUAUUGUGCCUGAGAAGCAAUUGCUUAAUUCUGCUGUAAUUGCUCAGCAACGAAGGAAACCCGACUUCCCUAAAGAUGGACAUGAAAGAAACACCUGCAGUCUAGUCCAAGAUGAGUUCUUGGCUAUUCCUUGUACAGACAGAGGACUGCCGUUAUUGAAAGCAGAUUCUGGAAGCUGCCUUCUGCAGCCUCCUUCCUGCCCUAGGGGAAUGUCAGCUGAAAAUGACCUGGAGAAGAGUGGUUUCUCAGAACAUCAAAACAAAAGUCUUCCAAGGGUCAACUCAGGAGAUGGUAUGCAGUGUUUACACUUAAAGGAGACUCUGGCCACCCAGGAACCCACAGAUAACCAAGUCAGACUUCGCAAAAGAAAGGAAAUAAGAGAAGAUCGAGAUAGGGCGCGGCUAGACUCCAUGGUGCUGCUAAUUAUGAAACUGGAACAGCUUGACCAGGACAUAGAGAACGCUCUCAGCACCAGCUCCUCUCCGUCCAGCACACCGACGAACCUGCGGCGGCACGUUCCUGAUCUGGAGUCAGGAUCUGAGAGUGGAGCAGAUACCAUUUCAGUAAAUCAGACACAAAUAAAUUUGUCUUCUAACACUGAGUCCACUGACCUACCCUCUUCCACCCCAGUAGCCAAUUCUGGAACCAAACCCAAGUCUACGGCUGUUCCAGGUAUUUCAGAGAAGGAAAAGGCUGGUAAGUUGACAUUUGGUUGUGUUUUCCUUCCUAUCUAUUUUAGAGUAAAAUUCCAUCGGUAUGUAGACGUUUCAUGAAAUAUCUAAAAUGUAUAAAUCUCAUCAGUCUCUGGGCAGUUAUUGUUGAGCUCCUGAAAAAUAAGUUUGUUUUGCUCAAAAUGUAAGAAAAAAAUGUAAUUUUCUAAUAUAACACAAUAUUGUGUUAGAAUAAGAUGUGUGCUUCUUGUAGCCUUACUACAAGUUGUAACUGCAACCACAACUUUUUUCUUGAGGAAAAGAAUUAGGUGUUGUUCAACGUACUGGAGAAUGGUCUUUGGAAAUAAGUUGUUAAUAAUUAUCAAGAUUUAUUUCUUAAUCUUAAGUAGCUUAUUUAGUAGUCAUGGAAAAAAGUGUACUUGUUUAAAGCUGAUGCUAUACUAUCAAAAAUGUAAGUGUAAAGCAAUAUGAAUAAGUGUAUUGAAGAAAAUAUAAUAAUAUGUUUCUAUGCUCUGUGCUAUGAUUAUAACUAUUUAACAGUAUUGUGGAAAAAUAGAUAAAAACUGAAGAGAAACAUGGAAAUAUGAAAACAUUAGACUUGAAUUAGUGGGAUCAUAUGCUUUUUAAAAAUCUAUUGAUCUUCUUCAAUUUUGUCUUAUGUUUUCUGUGUAAUAAUAAUACUUUUUAAAAAUCAGAUUAAAAGUACACUA
Ceratotherium simum simum (southern white rhinoceros) is the source of this 2474-nucleotide messenger RNA. RefSeq names its product rho GTPase-activating protein 7-like. Lineage: Eukaryota; Metazoa; Chordata; Mammalia; Perissodactyla; Rhinocerotidae. The record is from RefSeq and is a predicted model, not a curated record.